Messenger RNA from Camellia sinensis, 919 nucleotides. Lineage: Eukaryota; Viridiplantae; Streptophyta; Magnoliopsida; Ericales; Theaceae. The record is from RefSeq and is a predicted model, not a curated record.
CAUGAUAUUCAGGUUGAUGUAAGAUUGCAUCAAACUUCACGUUAUAGGUCAUUGAUGGCAAUAUUCAGAUCAGUAGCGUGUAGAGCUUCUGAAAGUGAGGAAACAUAUAAUUUGACGGUUGAGAAAGCGGAUGAAUUAAUUGCAGACAUUGAAACCAUGUUAAGCGCAAAAUUCAAUAUGCCUUGUUCAGAUACUAUUCAAGAAGAAAGCCCCCCCGAAAGCUUUGAAGUGGAUGGUGUAGCGGAUAAAAAUGUAGUUCAAGCAAAAGGACUCAAGAGAAGAGAGCGCACUAGCAAGGGACGAAGGCGGAUAAAAGGUGGUUUGGAGCUUGCGUUGGCAAAGAAAAAUAAAACAAGUUCAUAUAAUGCUUCUCAAACUUCCAUGUCUGUUACUCCUCAAACUCCUCCCUUAUUUUCGGCAAGUGCUCCUGAAGCCCCUCCCUUAUUUCAUCAGUCGGCUCCUUUAUUUUCAAGUGCUCCUCAACUUCCUCCAUUCUCGCCGAGUGUUCCUGAAGUUAGAGCUUCUUCGUCUCAAUUUAUGUAUCCCGCCUAUGAUCCAAGUUUUCCUCAUCACAAUAUGCAUUUUUCCAUGCCAUCAAUGUAUUCCGUCCAUGGAACCUAUCAAGCAUUACUUAACAAUGCAAGUAGUUAUCACUCGCAAGCCUCAAAUAGUCCCGCAUGUAGUGAAGUACUAUAUGCUCGUGGUCGUGGGCGUGGGCGUGGGCAUAUGGAUCACACGUCAACAUCUUAGCGUUAUUUUGUUUUGGGAAUUUUUGUGAAUUUUUUGUUGGAUAUGUAAUAUUGAAAACCUUUCAUGAAACUGUUGCUGAAAUGUUGCUAUAAUGGAGUUAAAAUGUUCCUGAAUUUGUUGCUGAAAAAUUGCUGAAAUAGAGUUGAAAUAUUGCUGAAAUAGAGUUAAA